AUGUUAAGAGAAGAAUAUAUAGAAAACAAUGAGGAAAUAAAUGACUUUUUUUAUAAUUUAUCCAACGUAAUUGAUGAAAAUGACAUAAAAAAAUUAGAUAAAAAUAGGAAAACAAAGAGAGAAAAAAAAAAAGAUAAAAGAGAAUUAUUAAAAGAAAAGAGAAAGAAAAAUAGACCAGAAGAAAAAAAAAGGAAGAAAAAUAAAAGAAAGGAAGAAUUAUUAAAAAUAUUAAAUGACAUGAAUGAAGAAGAAAAAAUAGCAUAUUUAAAGGAAAGAAAAAUUUUAGAGAAAAAAAUGAAAGAAAAAAAAAGAGAAUUUUUAUUAGAAUCUUUUACUAUGGGUUACAAAAUAUGUUUUAAUUGCAAUUUUCAAAAUUACAUGGAAGAAAAGGAAAUAUCAAGUUUAGCAAAACAAAUUUUUUUAUCAUAUCAUUAUAUGACAAAAAACAACAUACCCAUACAAUUUCAUUUUACUUCCUUAAAUAAUAACGAUAGUUUAUUUUCAUAUCUUAAAAAAUAUUCAAUAAAUAAAUGGAAAGUUCAUAAACAUACAGAAAAUUAUUGGGAUAUUUUCUCAAAAGAAAAAAUUGUAGUUUUAUCACCUGAUGCUAUCGAAGAAUUAGAAGAAGUAAAAAAAGAUGAAGUAUAUAUUAUUGCAGCUUUAGUAGAUAGAAGUGUAUCUAAGAAUUUAUCUUUUUAUGAAGCGUCUUCAUAUGGUUUCGUAACAAAGAAAUUGCCUUUAGAAAAAUAUAUUAAAAAAAAAAAAAGCAAUGUUUUAAAUGUUAAUACUGUAGUUGAAAUUUUAAUAAAUUAUAUAAAAAUUAAAAACUGGAAAAAGGUCUUUGAAAUUUGUAUUCCACAAAAAAAAGUUCUUUGUUUUUGUCAUGAAUUAUCUCAAAAUGAAAAUAAAAAUAUAAAUAUAUAUAAUAAUAAAUAUGAAUAUGAAAGUGAAAAUGAAAAUAUGGAUAGGAAUCUAAUUCAAAAUAUAAACGAAUGUAAUAAUAAAGAUAUUCAUGAGAAUAUUUAUGAGAAUAUGAAAAAAUAA
Messenger RNA from Plasmodium gallinaceum, 1044 nucleotides. RefSeq names its product tRNA m(1)G methyltransferase, putative. The record is from RefSeq and is a predicted model, not a curated record. The coding region runs from base 1 to 1044 and encodes 347 amino acids. The transcript has 4 exons. Gene Ontology annotation, molecular function: tRNA binding. NCBI's taxonomy places the organism in Eukaryota, Apicomplexa, Aconoidasida, Haemosporida, Plasmodiidae. Gene Ontology annotation, biological process: tRNA N1-guanine methylation. Gene Ontology annotation, cellular component: nucleus.